Cuscuta epithymum is the source of this 503-nucleotide messenger RNA. Lineage: Eukaryota; Viridiplantae; Streptophyta; Magnoliopsida; Solanales; Convolvulaceae. The record is from the annotation of a GenBank genome assembly.
AAAUAUAUAGCAAAAGAUAUGAUGAAGUUGAACUCUCUUUGCGUUUUUGUGUUUGCUCUCUUUCUUGUCAUCUCAGCCUUCGCCGCUGAUACAUCUCAAGAUGAGAACAAGGAAUUUGUAAAUUCCAAAGCCAACCAAAGGACAGUGGAACCGGAAGGCUACGGCUAUGGAUCUGGCGGGAAUGGCGGGUAUGGCUACGGUUGGGGCGGAAAAGGUGGACGCGGUGGUGGGGGAGGACGUGGCGGUGGAGGUGGUGGUUGGAGCGGCGGCGGCGGCGGAUGUAAGUAUGGUUGUUGUGGACACGGAUAUGGAGGGGGGUGCAAGUGUUGCCACAACGCUGAAGAAGCAGCAUCUUACCUGAAGAUGAUUCAAGAAGCCCAGCCUUGAGCACUAUAUUCCUAGUGUUAUGUUUAUCAAAUACGUAGUACAUUUAGAAUAAACUGUGUUGUUGCAUGUAAGCUACAACCCUUGUAGCUCUAAUAGGAAUAUUCAGAAUAACACGG